AUGCUCGCGCGCAAGGACAGCGUGGACGAGCCCUUGCUGCCGACACGCACCUCGAGCCCGCCGCCCUCGCAGCAACGCCGCCCACGCCCGCUCUCGUCGACCACGCGCGCCGCACUCGGCCUGGCCGCCGCCUGCCUCGCCCUGUACCUCCUCGCCGCACCCUCUACCCGCACGAGCACCGCCGCCGUCGUCAACCCGGCGCCCGCCCUCGAGCUGCACCACACGGCGGCGGUCGACCCGGCCGAGCGCCUCGCGCUGCUCAACGCCGACUACGACCCGCACCGCGAGGGCUACGGCGUCGGCAGCACCGACCUGCAGGCGUACGGCGCGGGCUUGAGGCGCACGCUCGCCCAGGUGCUCGAGCGCGGCGGCGGCGGCGGCGAGGGACGGGGUCAGGGCGCGAUGGCCGACGAGGACGACGACGGCCUCGCGCCGUCACUCGUCGACGACGACGCGCUCGCCGACGCGCUCGAGUACCGCCUGUCGCUCGAGGCGCGCGAGUGCCCGAGCGGGGCACGCGCCAUCCCGCCCGACCUGUACGCGACCGCGCGCACCGUGUCGCCCGUCCCCCCAGCGCUCCAGUCGUGGCUCGGCGCCGCGUCCCCCCUCAGCCUGCACCUCCUCUCGUCCGAGGCCAUCGUCGCGUUCGUCGCGCGGCGCUUCCCGGCCCUCUCGAGCGCGUACGCCGCGCUCCCGAUCCCGAUCCUGCGGUACGACUUGUUCCGCCUCGUCGCGCUCGCCGCGAGAGGCGGCGUCUACACCGACGCCGACACGCGCCUCCUGCGGCCGUUCCCGUUCGCCGAGUGGCCCGCCGACGUCGACGACCGAACCGACCCGGCCCUGCGCCGAGCCUCGUCCUCGUCCUCCGCCAGCUCGACCUCGACCUCGGCCUUGCCCUCGCACGCCGACAUCCCUCCGGCACUCGUCAUCGGCCUCGAGUGGGCCUCGUCGUCGCCCUAUCGCGCGCAGAAGAACGUGCUCAACCCGCUGUACAACCGCGAGGCGGGCGUCGUCCAGUGGACGUUUGGCGCCGCGGCGGGGCACCCGGUCCUCCUCGACGCCGUCAGGCGCGUGCUGCGGCACAUGGAGCGGGUCGCGGCGCUCGAGGGAGCGCGCGAGGGCGGGCAGAACGUGCGCGACGAGAUGAGGUGGAAGGAGAAUGGGGUCGACGAGGGCGCGCUCCAGUUUGACCCGAGGGCCGACCGCAUGGUGCUCGAGUGGAGCGGGCCGGCAGUACUCACCGACUCGGUCGCACGCUACCUCCGCACCCGCCACGGCGCGUCGCUCCCCUCGCUCGCGCACGCCCUCUCGCGCACGCCUCGGCCGAUCCGCGUCGGCGACGUCCUCCUCCUCCCGAUCCAGGCCCUCAACGCGCGCACCGACGCCCAGGUCGGGUGGAAGGUGCUCGACUGGGCGCUCGGGAGGGGGUGGGCCCCGUGGAAGGGGGCGGGAGGCGAUGAGGGGUGGGGCUGGGGAGGCGGGAUCGUUGUGCACGAGCACGCCGCGUCGUGGUGGAAGCAGCGCAUCGGCAAGGACAAGGACUAG
Messenger RNA from Rhodotorula graminis WP1, 1545 nucleotides. RefSeq names its product glycosyltransferase family 32 protein. Gene Ontology annotation, biological process: protein N-linked glycosylation. Gene Ontology annotation, cellular component: mannan polymerase complex. NCBI's taxonomy places the organism in Eukaryota, Fungi, Basidiomycota, Microbotryomycetes, Sporidiobolales, Sporidiobolaceae. The record is from RefSeq and is a predicted model, not a curated record. The coding region runs from base 1 to 1545 and encodes 514 amino acids. The transcript is spliced from 4 exons. Gene Ontology annotation, molecular function: alpha-1,6-mannosyltransferase activity.